This is a messenger RNA of Eimeria necatrix, 1248 nucleotides long. RefSeq names its product serine protease inhibitor, putative. The record is from RefSeq and is a predicted model, not a curated record. Gene Ontology annotation, molecular function: serine-type endopeptidase inhibitor activity. NCBI's taxonomy places the organism in Eukaryota, Apicomplexa, Conoidasida, Eucoccidiorida, Eimeriidae. The transcript has a single exon. The coding region runs from base 1 to 1248 and encodes 415 amino acids.
AUGGCUCUGCUAAGUAAGCUAAAAGGCGUUUAUUUGGCCUUUGCUGUAGCUGGUGCUUUUCCCUUCACUUCCAUGACAAGCGCAAUGGAGCCUUCAAGGAUCACCGCGGAGCGCCUGUAUGGCGAAAUCGCAGGCGCUAGGAUUGCGGCCAAGCCAAACUUCGUGUUUUCCCCUUUUAGCAUUUUUAGCGUUUUUCAUGCGGCACAAAAGGGAGCAGCGGGACAAACUAAGGCACAGAUGGACGCACUGGUCGGUCCCAAUGAAAGCUUUGAAAUUCCCGAACUGAUACAGCCACCACGGAAAGACGGCGCGGUAACUAUCGAUGUGGCCAACCGGCUCUACGUGCAUCCUGGCCUGGAAAAUAAUAAGCAGUUCAACAAGUUUAAGAAGCAACUUGAGGGUGAAAAACACGAGGCCGAGACCAUUGAUUUUUCGGACGGGGCGGCUGCUGCUGAGAAAAUCAAUGCUUUUGUUGCCGCCACCACACGCGAACAUAUCAAGAACCUUGUGAGUCCAUCAGCCCUUGGAGCACAGACGCGCCUGGUCUUGGUCAACGCUUUGUACUUCAAAGCGCCUUGGCUCACCCAGUUCAGUGAUGUUGCUACCUCACAAGGCGUCUUCUUUACACCUGCUGGACCGAAGCAGGUUAUGUUCAUGAGGGGGAAGAUGGAUAAGGCCCCCCUUUUGGUCACUAUGAAGAAGGAAUUCCUUGCUGUUGGCCUACCAUACUCGGACGCCCGCCUUCGUCUGUACUUGUUCAUGCCAGACGACUUGGCAAGCUUCGAGAAGGCCAUGGUCGACGACCCUCAGCUAAUUGAGACCGCGAUAUCUGACAUGGAGUCCAGCGCCAACGACAGGAGUUUCGAAGAAGAAGUGCACCUCACUGUGCCCAAGUUCAAGCUGUCCGCAGACGACAACAAAGUCGAUCUCACUGAGAUCUUUGGAAACAUGGGAGCCACGGACAUGUUCAGAGUGGACAAGGCAGACUUCUCUGGAAUGACGGGAGACCGUGACCUGUUUGUUUCUUCUUUUGUUCACCAGGCAGACAUCGACGUCAACGAAGAAGGGACAGAGGCAACAGCUGCGUCUGCAAUGAUCAUGAUGCUUCGCGCGAUGCCAAUGCCCAAGACACCUAUAAAAGUUAUCAUUGACAAGCCUUUUGUCUUCCAGCUGCGCUUCGUAGAUGGUGAAACCAACUUAACCCUCUUUAGUGGCCGCGUGGCAGACCCGGCAGCAGCACAGCAGUAA